Molecule: messenger RNA, 1357 nt
Organism: Siniperca chuatsi (mandarin fish)
Lineage: Eukaryota; Metazoa; Chordata; Actinopteri; Centrarchiformes; Sinipercidae
Product: zona pellucida sperm-binding protein 3-like
Exons: 8
Coding region: 103-1260 (385 amino acids)
Biological process (GO): egg coat formation; binding of sperm to zona pellucida; positive regulation of acrosome reaction
Cellular component (GO): extracellular matrix
Molecular function (GO): acrosin binding
Source: RefSeq, a predicted model, not a curated record
UUGGGCUGAACCGGGAAGUAUUUGAGUUACUGGGAGGAUUAUCUCCAAUGUUUGAAUCUGCUGCAUCUUAUUUAAAAUACAGUAGGGUUGAGCAGGAGCACAAUGGUGAUCGCAGGUAACUCUGCUUCUCUGGCGCUGCUCAUAUCACUUGCUUUCUGUGUUGCAGAUGCCAUUCGGUCUUUGAAAGAUGGGCCCAUGAUCAGUCCCGAAGGAAGGGAAUUUAAAACUGGGACAUUAAGAACUGAUGCAGAAAACAUGAGCGGGCCACCACAGGUCAAUGACGGAUCCGCUGUCCGUGUGCAAUGCACAGAGGCGUCCAUGAUCAUCGUGGUGAAGGCUGACCUGUAUAAAAAUGGACGUCUUGUGUCUCCUAGAGAGCUUUUUUUGGGAGAAACCGAGGAUUCACAGAGCAGCCAGUGCCGAGCAGUUGCUGCUGGUGACGCUGAAUAUGUCAUUGAAGCUGGACUGCAAGACUGUGGCUCCAAAUUAACUAUAUCUGAGGACUCUGUGAUCUACUCAAACAAUUUGAUAAUCUCACCAGUUGCCAGUUACCAUGGCAUCACAAGGACGACCCAUGCUGUAGUUCCUGUUUCCUGUCACUAUAAAAGGACACACUUUGUGAGCAGUUACACUCAGCAGCAGCAGCAGCCGCCCCUGACCCUCUCCCCUCCUGCAAAGUAUUCAACAGGACACUUCUCACUCAAGCUGAUGACAGAUGACUGGACAAGUGAGAUGUUCACCAGCGUCUUCUACCUCGGAGACCCCCUGCACCUCGAGGCGUCUUACACUGGUCCCGAUUCAGGACGAAGACGACUCUUCAUCGACAGCUGUGUUGCCACUCUGUCACCUGACGCAACAUCAGUCCCCAGAUACUACUUCAUUGAAAACCACGGGUGCCUCGUUGAUGCAAAAGAGGGAGGAUCGAACACACUGUUCCAGCCCAGAACGAGGGCUUAUUCGCUUCAGCUGCAGCUUGAUGCUUUCCUGUUUCACCAGGAUUCAAGGAACUCAAUAUAUAUCACAUGCCAGCUGAAAGCUACCUCUGAAAUGUGGAAGAGCUGCCCCAUCAAUAAGGCCUGCAAUUAUGAACAUUCAAGAUGGAAAAAUGUGGAUGGGAGUGAUGAUGUGUGUCGAUGUUGUGACAGCACCUGUAGCAGAAGUUGGAACGAUGAGACAAAUCUGAGACGUCUGAUCCCUGCAGAUAUCAUGGCUUGUGGCACUGUAACUCUUGGCCCUUUGACGAUUUUCCCCAGCAAGUAGGCAAAGAACAAAAAUCUGGAAAAUAAACAGUCAAUAUUGAUGAUGUCAUUUUAAUUUUCUUGGCAUGGUGACAUUAAAAUCAACCAUCCUGAAUUAA